Strigops habroptila (Kakapo) is the source of this 6591-nucleotide messenger RNA. RefSeq names its product pogo transposable element derived with ZNF domain (gene POGZ). NCBI's taxonomy places the organism in Eukaryota, Metazoa, Chordata, Aves, Psittaciformes, Psittacidae. Gene Ontology annotation, biological process: regulation of DNA-templated transcription. Gene Ontology annotation, molecular function: DNA-binding transcription factor activity, RNA polymerase II-specific; RNA polymerase II cis-regulatory region sequence-specific DNA binding. Bases 1656 to 5414 code for a protein of 1252 amino acids. The transcript has 19 exons. The record is from RefSeq and is a predicted model, not a curated record.
GGAGGAGCUGGAGCCAUGGCAGAAGAUCAGUGAUGUGAUUGAAGAUUCUGUUGUUGAGGAUUAUAACUCAGUUGAUAAAACCGCUGCGGCAGCUGAUAUCUGCCAUGGUCUCCUCGUUCUGCCGUGAUGAAGUAGUGAAUCUCUGCACGUCUGUCUUGGCCAGUGAGUGUAAAGUGCUGCAGGAUCUGUGGAAACCUUACAGACUUCCUUGGAAGCAAUCUAGAGCAGUACUGCAUGCUCCUGGACAGGCUGCUGCAGGGUGCUUGGCAUUCUCACUUGUGAGAGUCUACCAAAGCCUGGGAAAAGAGAAAAACUGGGCAUACAACUGUGUCUGUCCUGGCCACACUGAAAAGAACCUGCAGUUCUGUCCAAGUCUGCCCAGAUUCUCUGUGGAUUCCAAAGGAGCACCAGCAGGAGCUGGAAACCGCAAAUCAUCAGAGCUUCAGUCUUCAGGAUUUCCCAUGGAAGUUCCAUGGCCAAGACAUUUACAGACACAGACUUCCAGUGCUUGGCAAAGCUUUGGGGACGACUCUGUGCUCCUUGUUAGCCAAGUAAGGUCCUUGAGGCGCUGAGGUGAAAACCAUCUGCUGAUGCUCUGGAUUUGGGCCUUCACCUGGUACUAAGUGGGAUGGAACCGUUUAGAACACGAUAGAGCUAUCCAGAGAGUUUGGUUUUUCUGUUUCCUGAGCUGCUUUGAUAAUCACCUUUUGAUAUUUUUCAUAUUGUGAAGGGAUUACCUCUGAAUUCUUUGGAAGAUUGCGAGUACCAUCUGUUUGUCUCUUAAUUUUCAUUGACUCCUACCACAUUUUUACUGACCCUCUUCAGCCACCGGGCUCAAUAAAGCAGCAAAGGCUGGAAACGUGUCCUCUUUCCACUUGGGACUGGAGGCAGCACGCACCCACUUCAGACAGCUGUGGCUUUGUGCUCGUUGGUUUGAGCCUCAAGAAGACAUUGGUCCAAGACAGGCUGCGAGCUUUCUGACACCUCAGCAUUCCCAUGCUCUGCCUCCGUUUCCCCUCUCCUCCCCAUGCUCUGUUAGUGGGAGCUGGGGUCUCUUUUCCAGCAGCCCCUCGGCUGUCUUAAGGUGCUUGAAAAAGUGAGGCAAGAAGCAGUGCAGGCCCAGCAGCUGCGUGGCUUGGAUCUGAACCUGCUGGUGUCUUCCAUCACCCAUCACACCAUCAGUGUUUCUGCCUGGGAUCAUCUCCAUGCAAACACUUGGAUCGUACACCCUGAGGGCUGCCAGCCAGCAGCAUCGACACUGCCAGGGCAAAGCAUCUCCCAUCCAAAGGAGCUGCCUUGGCUGUGGGUCAGAACAUUUUGGUGUGCAGCUGCUGGAGGUCCACAGUUCCACAGGAAACAUUUGCUGUUGGGGUACAGCAAAGCCUUGCCUCUGCCAUCAGCAGUUUCAGGAAUGUCGGAACAUUUUGUAGGCCUGCAACAAGCUGGAUGUUGUGUCAGUCUCGUGUCGCAUUAUGCUGCAAAUCUACGGUGGGAAGAUUGUGGUGGGGCUUCCUGGAUCCCACCUCCCUCUGCCAAUUGGAAGCCCUUUGUCCUCAGGACAUGGAUUGUAGUAAUAGCACGCUGGCAAUCCUCUUGUUCAGCAGAGUGGACAGCCACUAAUCCUUACCCAGAACCCCAGCUCAGGUCUGGGCACGAUGGUAACUCAGCCAGUGUUACGACCUGUGCAGAUCAUGCAGAAUGCCAAUCAUGUCACCAAUUCUCCAGUGACCAGCCAGCCCAUCUUCAUAACAACCCAGGGAUUUCCCGUGAGGAAUGUGCGGCCUGUACAGAACACGAUGAACCAAGUUGGAAUUGUUCUGAAUGUACAGCAAGGUCAAACAGUUAGACCCAUCACCCUCGUCCCAGCUCCAGGCACCCAGUUUGUUAAACCAGCAGUUGGUGUCCCUCAGGUGUUCUCUCAAAUGGCCCAGGUGAGACCAGGUACGACCAUGCCGGUCCGACCCACCACCAACACUUUCACUACGGUCAUUCCGGCCACGCUUACCAUCAGGAGCACUGUCCCACAGUCCCAGGCACAACAGCAAAGUAAGUCCACUCCCAGCACCUCCACAACUCCUACUGCAACGCAGCCAACACCACUUGGACAGUUAACUGUGCAGCAGCCAGGGCAGUCCAGUCAAGCUACUAACCCCAAAUUAGUGAGUAUUGCAAGCUUUGUGACUGUAAAGAGACCUGGAGUGACUGGUGAGAACAGCAAUGAGGUUGCUAAGCUAGUGAAUACCCUGAACACCAUUCCUUCGUUAGGACAGAGCCCUGGCCCGCUGGUGGUGUCCAACAGCAGCCCUGUGCAUGGCUCCCAGAGAUCCAGCGUUUCCGAGUCGUCAUCAUCAUCAUCAUUAAAAGUCAGUUCAUCUCCUAUUCCCACAUUUGAUUUGCAAGAUGGUGGCAGGAAGGUCUGCCCAAGAUGUGAUGCUCAGUUUCGUGUCACUGAAGCUUUAAGAGGACAUAUGUGUUACUGCUGCCCUGAAAUGGUUGAAUUCCUCAAGAAAAGGAAAUCUCUAGAAUCUGAACCAAAUAUUCAAUCUGCAAAGCCUCCGUCACCAGAAAAAACUACAGCCGUUGCUUCUCCACCCUCUUCUACCCCUAUCCCUGCACUGUCCCCACCUGCUAAAGCUCCAGAGCCAAGUGAAAACGUAGUUGACUCGUCCCAAAGUAAGCUCAUUAUGUUAGUAGAUGAUUUCUACUAUGGCAGAGAUGGUGGCAAAGUGAACCAGCUACUGAACUUCCCCAAGGUUCCGACCUCCUUCAGGUGUCCACACUGCACCAAGAGGCUAAAGAACAACAUAAGAUUUAUGAAUCACAUGAAGCACCACGUCGAACUGGAUCAGCAGAAUGGAGAGGUGGAUGUCCACACCAUCUGUCAGCAUUGCUACAGACAGUUCUCCACUCCAUUUCAGCUACAGUGUCACUUAGAGAAUGUCCACAGUCCCUAUGAGUCAACAACAAAGUGCAAGAUUUGCGAGUGGGCAUUUGAGAGUGAGCCAAUGUUCCUACAGCACAUGAAGGACACCCACAAGCCUGGGGAGAUGCCCUAUGUUUGUCAGGUCUGCCAGUACCGUUCCUCACUCUACUCUGAGGUGGACAGCCAUUUCCGCAUGAUCCAUGAAGACACGCGGCACCUGCUCUGUCCAUACUGCCUCAAGGUCUUCAAGAAUGGGAAUGCUUUCCAGCAGCACUUCAUGAGGCACCAGAAGAAGAGUGUUUAUCAUUGCAACAAGUGUAGACUCCAGUUCCUAUUUGCCAAGGAUAAAAUUGAACACAAGCUGCAGCACCACAAAACUUUCCGAAAGCCCAAACAAUUAGAAGGAUUGAAACCUGGAACCAAGGUUACAAUCAGGGCAUCUAGAGGACAGCCACGGACAGUGCCAAUAUCGUCAAAUGACAUGCCGCAGGGCACUGGACAGGAAGCCGCUCCGCUGGCAUCUGCUGCCGACCCCCAGCCCAUCCUCCUGUACCCGCCUGUCCAGAGGAACGUCCAGAAGAGAGCGGUCAAAAAAAUGAGUGUCUUGGGCAGACAGACUUGUCUGGAGUGCAGCUUCGAAAUCCCCGACUUCCCAAACCACUUCCCCACCUACGUGCACUGUUCGCUGUGUCGCUACAGCACUUGCUGCUCCAGAGCCUACGCCAACCACAUGAUCAACAACCACGUUCCUCGGAAGAGUCCGAAAUACUUGGCUUUAUUUAAAAACUACACUGCCUGUGGUGUAAAGCUGUCCUGUUCCUCUUGUCCCUUUGUAACAUCUGAGGGUGAUGCGAUGGCCAAACAUCUGGUCUUCAAUCCAUCACACGAGUUUAGUAACAUUAUUUUCCGAGGGCCUACUUGGAUAUCGCAUUCCAGGCACAUUCAGCUCCAGGACAAAAGCAUGAAGAACACAUGUCCUACCUACUCCCCAAGUAAAGCUGCUACUGUGAAAACAAAGUCUGUGUUACCUGCGAAAGGUGACCUGGAGCCUGAGCUGGCACCAGCAGCCUACAACAGAGCUCUGCUCUGCCAGGAAGAAGAGUGCUUAAAUAUUGAUGCUCAGGAAGAUGAGCAGCCAACGAAGGAGCCUGAGCCCUCAGGCAGAAAGGAGCAGCUGUCGGUGAAGAAGCUGCGGGUUGUACUGUUUGCUCUGUGCUGCAACACCGAACAGGCUGCGGAGCACUUCCGGAACCCGCCGCGGCGCAUCAAGCGCUGGCUCCGCAGGUUUCAGGCUUUCCAAGAGGAGAACUUGGCAUCGCUGUCAGAAGGCAAAUACCUGAGCUUGGAGGCGGAGGAGAAGCUCGCGGAGUGGGUCCUCACACAGAGGGAGCAGCAGCUGCCCGUGAACGAGGAGACUCUCUUCCAGAAAGCCACCAAGAUUGGCCGAUCCCUCGAGGGCGGCUUCAAGAUCUCCUACGAGUGGGCAGUGAGGUUCAUGCUGCGGCACAACCUCAGCACGCACACUCGAAGGGCAGUGGCUCACCCGCUCCCCAAAGACGUGGAGGACAACGCCAGUUGCUUCAUCGAGUUUGUGCAGCGGCAGAUCCACACUCAGGACCUGCCUCUCUCCAUGAUCGCGGCCAUCGACGAGAUCUCUCUGUUCCUCGACGUGGAGGUGCUGAGCAGCGAUGACCGGAAGGAGAACGCUCUGCAGACGGUGGGAACCGGGGAGCCCUGGUGCGACGUCGUCCUCACGAUCCUCGCCGACGGAAGCGUUCUCCCGACAUUGGUCUUCUACAGGGGUCACGUCCAGCAGCCCGCCAACGUGCCGGAGUCGAUCGUGUUGGAAGCAAAGGAGAACGGAUACAGCGAUGAUGAAGUCAUGGAGUUGUGGUCGUCCAGAGUGUGGCAGAAGCACACGGAGUGCCAGAACAGCAAGGGCAUGCUGGUGCUGGAUUGUCACCGAACACACCUCUCCGAGGAAGUACUUUCCUUGCUGAGCGCAUCCAGCACGCUGCCGGCUGUUGUCCCCGCCGGCUGCAGCUCCAAAAUCCAACCUCUGGAUGUUUGUAUAAAAAGAACUGUGAAAAAUUUCUUGCAUAAAAAGUGGAAAGAGCAAGCCAAGGAGAUGGCGGACUCCACGUGCGACUCGGACAUUCUUCUGCAGCUGGUUUUGUGCUGGCUGGCAGAGGUGCUGGAGGUCAUCAGUGACUCUCCUGAACUGGUGCAGCAGUCCUUCCUGGUGGCCAGCGUGCUGCCGGGGCCGGACGGCACAGCCAACUCCCCCACCCGCAACGCUGACAUGCAGGAGGAGCUCAUCACCGCGCUGGAGGAGCAGCUGAAGCUGAGCGACGAGCCCCAGCCCCAGGCCCAGGCCCAGGCCGAGGAACCUGCAGACCCAGACAUCCUCCACCAGCUCUUCGAAGGGGAGAGCGAGACUGAGUCCUUCUAUGGCUUCGAAGAUGCUGAUUUGGAUCUGAUGGAGAUGUGAGCACUGUUCUGCCCGUCGCGAUCCAGAAAGGGGUAUUUUUUAAAUAAAUGUUGGAUGAGACCAUUACACUUCCCUGUGGAUUUGUGGGUUUAGGAAAUUCGUAGGCGAUCACUCAGAUAAAUAGCCAUUUAUGCUGUUCAUUUAUAAGUUUUGUGCUUUUUUAAAAGAAAAAUCACUGUGUUGGUAUUUUCUGAAAAUAUAUUGUGGGUGAAUAUUUUUGCGUUUUCUUUACCUCACUGUAUCAUAGUUUCUGUUUUUAUUGUGCAGAAAUGUUUUGAAUUAUACAUUGUCAAUGUGACCAUUUCUAAAGAAAGGAGAAAAAAAAAAUAUGUAGCUAAUGAACCAGUAUAUAAAUCUUUUGGGUUGUCUUAACACAGAUAUUCUUUUUUUAACACUUGACCCAGAGGUUGAGGUUUCUGUGGGAAAUUUAGACCUGAGUUACUGCUCUACUGUGUGAACCUGCUCUAAUUGGCCCUUGAGAUUUGGGUUUGGUUUGGGUUUUCUGUUUCGUUUUUAGUUCUUCAAGAAAUUCUUUUGCUUGUGAAUUUGGACGUGGGGUUGAAACACGAGAGAAAGCAUUGGCCUGUUCAAUGCCAGCAGCGCGACCUGGGAGCCGGUGCUGCCCCUGAGCGCGCUCCGCGGUGACUCCACGCGGUGCGGUGGUUCCCCCCUGCCUUGCUCCAAAGAAUCACUGACAGAGGGUACAUGGUGGAAGAGGAAAGUCAAGUCAGUCUUGACCUUCCUGUGCAGUAGAUGGGAGUUAAAACCAUACGGACCAUUAAAGGUUGACCUUUAACUACUCGUAGUCGAUAAACCUGCUUUAACCAGUGGCAUCAGACACUACGUUCCUUAGAAUUAGAAGUCCCAUUUGAUGAAACAAACUGUGACAUGCACAAAAAGAAGACGUUUGUUUUUAUUUUUCACUGCCAGCUUAAAUUUUUCUACAAUUUGCAUGUUUGAGGGUUUUUUAAUUGUAUGUAUUAUGGUAUAAACGGAAAGCAUUUUGACAUACAGAAUUCAGAAGCACCUGCACCUUUCUGUUUUCCAUAGAGGUUUUGUGAACCUUCCCCAUGACCCAAGGAAAGCAGGAGGCAGCAUGUGCAGACCUGUAAAUGGUUCAUCUUUAAAAUGUACAUAAGUGGAACAUUUAAUAAAACCAGGGAAAUGGAUUUAUAAA